GUAAUGAAGCACAGAUGUACACAAUAAAAUUAGUACGAUUUAACGUAACAAGGGAAAUGGACGUACACUGGAAACUGUACUUACUGCUCGUUUUUCAGAAACUUGCCUCGGUUUAUUCAGAGAAUAUACUAACAUAUACAUUGAACGAUGGAAACCAAAUACCUGCUAUAGCAUUAGGGACAAGCUUAGGCCACCUGGCCAAUGAGCCUGAAUGUUCACCUAAUUAUUGGAAAUGGAAUGGGACACGAGUGUUGCCUGUGAACCACUCCUUAGCGCGGGCGGUACAAUGGGCCCUCGAGGCUGGGUACAGACACAUAGACACAGCGACACUUUACCGUGUGGAGGACGAGGUUGGCCUUGGUGUUCGGAACUACGUAGCUAAAAAUGGUGAUAGACGGGAUGUUUAUAUCACUACGAAGUUAUGGAAUGAUGCUCACGAAAGAGAAGAAGUAAUUCCCGCGCUUAAAAAAUCAUUGCAAGAGUUAAAUAUGGAUUACGUCGACCUGUAUCUAAUGCAUUUUCCCUUCGGCUAUAAGAAAGAUGGUAGUAUUAGUAUGACCGACUAUCUAGAAACGUGGAAAGGCCUAGAAGACGCCAAAGAAGCCAAUUUGACGAGGUCGAUAGGCGUGUCAAAUUUCAACCUGUCUCAGAUGGAACGUCUGUGGGAAAACAGCAGGAUUAAACCAGCGGUUUUACAAACUGAGGUAAAUCCAAGUAUAACAGAAGAUGAUUUAAUAGAAUGGUGUCAACAACGUGGCAUAGUUGUAAUGGCAUUUAGUCCCUUCGGAGCUAUUCUUGGACGGAAGAAAGACGCUCCACCACCGCACGCAAACCAUCCGACACUUAUAAAUCUUGCUGAAAAAUACAAUAAGACUGUUCCUCAAACUUUAUUGAGAUAUUUGUUGGAUCGUAAACUAGUCCCAAUUCCACGAUCAACGAAUAAAGAACGUAUUAAACAAAACAUCGACGUAAUGGAUUUUUCACUCACUUCGGAAGAAGUUGAAGAGCUGUCGAGUUUUAACAAUAAUUACAGACUCAGGACACUGGCUAAGUGGUAUCCGCAUCCAUAUUUUCCGUUCGAAAAAAAGAACCUUACCGACGCUGAAAUAGAGCACAUAAUCCAUGAAAGGAAAGAAGAUUAAACGAUAAAAUUGAAAUUUUUGAUUUUCACAUCCGAAUGAUUACAAUAUUGCGGUUAAGAAGAAAGUUUUGAUCGGUGAUAAUUGAAUCCGGAAUUUCCAUUAAAGAACUCACAUUUCUCAAACACAAAUAUGGGAAAGUUUUAACAUCUUAAAUUAUUCCAUUUACCUUUUCUGUUAGCGUUUUUUAAAUGCGAUGUUAUUCACAAAAUUUGUAAUUAAACUUCGAAAAUGUC
Colias croceus (clouded yellow) is the source of this 1375-nucleotide messenger RNA. Its product is annotated as aldo-keto reductase AKR2E4-like. The transcript has 8 exons. Gene Ontology annotation, cellular component: cytosol. NCBI's taxonomy places the organism in Eukaryota, Metazoa, Arthropoda, Insecta, Lepidoptera, Pieridae. Gene Ontology annotation, molecular function: aldose reductase (NADPH) activity. The record is from RefSeq and is a predicted model, not a curated record. The coding region runs from base 15 to 1142 and encodes 375 amino acids.